This is a messenger RNA of Episyrphus balteatus (marmalade hoverfly), 531 nucleotides long. RefSeq lists its product as uncharacterized. Lineage: Eukaryota; Metazoa; Arthropoda; Insecta; Diptera; Syrphidae. The record is from RefSeq and is a predicted model, not a curated record. The transcript has a single exon. The coding region runs from base 87 to 515 and encodes 142 amino acids.
AACAAAGUUUAAGUGUUCUUGCUAUCAUAAAAAUUAGCAAUAUUAUUAUUAAAAAAAAAAAUUAUUAAACAAAACAACGAUUCAAAAUGGCUGGUGGAUCUUUUUUGCCAAAAGAUGAGAAAACCCUCUUCGAUUGGGUUAGAGAAUUUCGUAUGAAAAAAAUCCAAAUGAAAAGAAAUGUUCGUCGUGGAGUGGCAGGGCUCCGUGUCUGUGCAAUACUAUCAACGGCUCUCAGGAGCGCUGAAAAGGAACUUCGUAAAAAACAACAAGAACGCUAUAUGCGUUGGUCCGAGCUGCAAAUUAAAUUAAUUGAAAGCCAAAACAAACGUAAUCAAUCUCCUAAUUACUCGUCUGAAAAUCGAAAUAUUAAUUGUGAUAGUGAAUUAAUUAAUAAUAAGCGAGAAAAGGAAGAAGCACGAAGAAAGGAAGUCGCCGAAUUGUGGAAAACCGAAAUAAGCAGCUUGGAUGAAUUCAUGCGCAACAUGAGUAGCCAUAAAUGUGUUGCCAGCAGUUGAACAAAGAAAAAACAAA